GAAUUGAUUUUAACCGAAAAACUUGAGUAGAAUAAAAAAAAACAUUUUAACAAAAGAAUUAUUUAAUGAUGGCUGUAAGUAUAGCAAAAGAAAAUAUUAAACCUUUACAACAAGAAAAUCAAGAUGAUCAAAGUGAAAAACGAAAAUAUGAAAGAUUAAUUAAAGCGUAUGAAGGGAACGAUCCUUUAGCGUUAUGGUAUGAAUAUAUUGGAUGGAUUGAACAGUCUUCUUUUGAGAAUACAGAAAACGUGUUGAAUGAUGUUAUCCUUAAAUGCAUUAUUUGUUUUGAGAAUGACAUCAGAUACAAACAGGAUCGUCGAAUGGUUAAGCUUUACAUCAAAUAUAUUGACACUCAAAAAGAGCCUCAAAACUUUUACAAUAAACUUUAUCAAAAUGGCGUUGGAACUCUUGUUGCUGAUCUUUACAUAGCCUGGAGUUAUUAUUUCGAUGUUAUCAACAAUCAUAAAGAAGUCCAUGCUAUUUUUCAAAAGGGCUUCGAUGCAGGCGCUCAACCUAAAGAGGAUCUCACAAAAGCACAUAAUGAAUUUAGUAUUUCAAUGUCGAAGAGACUUCUCAAUCAUGACGAACAUUUCAAUCAACAAUUUCAAGCUACAAUGAAGGAGAAACGCUUAACUUUUAUAUCUAUUCAAGAAAACAAGAAAAGUGACGUAGCAAAUGGUAAACCAGAUGUCAAUGUUAAAGUUCUUGAAGAAAAACCAUUGACAGCGAAUGUUGUUGCAAAAAAAGAAACCAAAUCAGUCGAUUUAUUUGAAACUGGAAUAAUUUUACCAAUGGGAUUUGUCAGUCGAAAUAAAGUUCAAAAACCGUGGACAAAUGAUAUUCCGAUUGUCGUCAAUGAACCAAUUGUGACAGGAGCUGUGCCUUGUUACGAGAAAUUUCUGCUUUAUCCAAAUGAGCACACUGAAAUUUCGGCUGAUGAAUAUCGAGGCUACAAAUGGUUUAAGGAUCGAGGAAUGGCAAAUCAAUUAACACUUAAUUAUGACAGUAAAUGGGAAAAUAAAUUUGAAACCAAAAUUCGGAUUCCACCAGGAUUUGCAUCAAAAAAUGUUAAACAAGUCGAAAAAGACGAUUUUAAGCAAUUUAUUUAUGAAGAUCAACAUGACAACAUUCAAGUCCCAAUAAAGAAAAUUUAUCCAGAAGAAGGAGAGGAAAUGUCAUUAGAAGAACUUUUAUCGCAAAAAUUCAAAAGUGGUGGCAUUAAAGUCCUCACUGAAGAUGAUUUUGAUGUAGUCAGUGACAAUGAUUUGAGCGAUAUGGACAUGACAAUCAUCACUGAACGUCGACAAUCGAUUUAUCCGAAUUCACGUAAAUCUUUCGUUCCGAGAAAAUCACUUGCUUUGACAAGAAAAUCGUCAGUGGAAGAGAUUUUGGUUGAAGAAUCGUCUGUUAAGACUUUCCAAGUUUCAAAGGAAUGUUCUGUUGAAACUUUGAAGAAAUCAACAAUAAUUAAAAGAAAGUUUGAAGAAAUUUCCGAUUCAGAAGAUUCGAGUAAACGUGGAUUUGUUGCUCAAACUCCACCACGUUCAAGUUUCGAAACGUUUAAACAGCCGCUUCCAGUUGGAAAGAAGUCCAUCCGACCAUUUGAUGUUGAUGAUGCUGACAUGACUGGUUUUGGAGCUUGUUCAACUCAACAAUUUAAUUUCUUCAUAAAACAGCAAGCAGUGAGUACACCAGUGAUGAAGAAAACAGUUCCAAGAUUAGUGCCGCUUGCAAUGGAAAAGGAAUAUUCUCCUGAAAGUGUUUCAUCAUGUCAUGUUCAAGAAAUCGGCGCUAACAAGCAAUUGUCGAUUAUUAUGGAAACAACUCGACCAUCAAAGUCAUCAGGAAGUCAAACAAGUUCAAAAAUUCUUCAAAGAACUGUCAUGAGACAACAAAUUGAGGAAGAAUUGUUUAACCCUGUGGUUCCAUCAUUUCGAAUGCCAGAAGAACAAACUGAAACAUGUGCAAAUAUUAUUUUGCCAUUAGUUAAUAUCGCAACUUUGAAUGCUUUUGAAGCUAAAGAACAAGAAAUUGAACGUCCUAAUGAUGAGUUAAUGAUUCCACCACCACUUGAUGAAGAUUUGACAAUGAAACUUCAAAAUAUUGCAUUAACUUCUGAACUUCUGCAACAGUCUGGUCCACAAACUGCAAUCAAUCUUCCAACAAUACAAGAAAAUCCUGAAGUUCCAUCAAACAAUAUUGAAAAAGAAAUAAAUUUCGAUAUUUAUGAAGAUUCUGUUAUGAACAUUCCGAAACUUGAAACUUCUAAUGCUUUGAAAAUUCCAAAUGAUGAAGGAACUGGUCUUUCACAUGUUUCACGAAAAGAGAAUUUUGUAGUUUCACCACCAUUAACAACAUUGAAGUCAAACUCAAUUAAAAAUGCUUCCAAAUUAUCAAUUGAAGAACCGAGAGGUCCAACGCCAACGCUUUUUGUUGAUGAUUUGAAUACUGAAAAGUUUGUGCUAGGAAAUCUCAAGAACUCAACUUUAAUCGCAACUGACGGUGGUAAAAAGCAUGAAGAAGAAAAAGUUUGUGGCAUCAAUUUAAGUAUUGAAGUGACUGAAGAUGAAAUGACAAAGCUCAGAGAUGAAGAUGUUUUUAAAGUUCCAACAAUACUAGCUCCUAAAACAAAACCAUUUGAGAUUUACAAUGAUAAUGAAGCAGAAGAGGAAAAAGAAGAAGAUUUCAGUAAGUCAAUUUAUGUUCAACGUGAUGAAAAACUUGACUUAGAAGAAGAGGGAAACGUUGAAUGGAAUUACGAUCCAACUUGUAGCUUUAUUGCUGAUGAUUUUAAUCAAUAUGAACACACAAUUUUACCCGAAGCAAUUAAUAUGUCAUUGGAAGUACAAAAAGCGAUACAAUUGUCGUAUGGAAAUCCUUUUGAUGAGAAACUUCGCACAGCAAUGUUGGAUCAUUGCAACUUUAGCAGAUACCUUGAGGAUAACAUUGAAAGUUGCUCAUUGCUGAAAAACAUCCCAAAGUUGAAGUCUGGAAUAAUGAUUGAAAUUGCUGGUGGAGAAUAUAAAAUUUUUAAAACCGUUGGAAAAGGAAAUUUUGGAACUGUGUUUACUGCUGAGAACAAGAAGACGAAAGAAAUCGUCGCAUUGAAGCAAGAAAAGCCAGCAAACCUGUGGGAAUAUUACAUUUGUGUCGAGUUAAGUGAUCGUCUGAAAAACAGGAAUAUGCUUUCAGCCUUUAUGACAAUCGAUGGAGCUAUUAUUGCCAACAAUUCAAGCAUUUUAAUGUCGAAGUUUUCUCCUUACGGUUCAAUAAUUGAAGUUUGUAAUAAACAUAAGAAAACAACAAAUAAGAAUAUCGAUGAAUAUGUCGUCAUGGUGUUGACAUCACAAAUCCUUUCCAUCAUUGAUCAUCUUCAUGGGUGUAAAAUUAUUCAUGCUGAUAUUAAACCCGAUAACUUUUUAUUAAUGUCGAAAAUCGAAUAUGGAAUGAAAGUUCCAGCACUGCAGCUAAUUGACUUUGGAUCUGCAAUUGACAUGGACUGGUAUGAAAAGGGUGCAACAUUUAAUUAUGUAGUAAAAACUGAGAACUUCACUUGUUGUGAGAUGCUUGAAAAGAAGGAAUGGACUUAUCAGACUGAUCUGUUUGGUCUUGUUGGGACUGCACAUGUGAUGUUGUUUGGAAAAUAUAUGGAAGUGGAAAAGAAAGGAAUUACAUGGAACAUAAAGUCACAUUUUCCACGAUAUUUUGCUUUCAAAAUUAUGUGGGAACAAUUCUUCAAUAUACUUCUUAAUAUUUCCAAUUGCAACUCAAUGCCAAACUUGCAAGAUCUCAAAGAUCAAUUUGAAGCUGAGAUCCGAACAAAAAAAAAGUUUGUACUUAAUAAGAUUGAAGAAUUUAAUAGAUCUGUUCAAUAA
Molecule: messenger RNA, 3875 nt
Organism: Clunio marinus
Lineage: Eukaryota; Metazoa; Arthropoda; Insecta; Diptera; Chironomidae
Source: the annotation of a GenBank genome assembly